AUGUCGCCUGGGGUCAACCUGCGGUCCCGGGCCUCUCACGCCCGGUACGAGGGAUGGCGGGGUCGAUCUCCGGUCCCGGGCGACUCGGUCCGGGGCCCGAGGGCCCGCAAGGUCGACAAAACCUCCCGGGCGACUCGGGUCCUGGUCCAAGCCCCGCGGUGUCAACCAGAUGUCCCGGGCGACUUCGGCCAGGCUCCAAGUGCCUGCGGGCUCGACCCGCGGUCCCAGGUGACUCGGGCCCGACUCCGGCUCGGCUCCGAUGCCUGCGGGGUCCCAGCUGUCCGGGCCCCUGUGCUUGAGUCCGAGGGCCCGCGGUGUCGACCAGUUUUACCGGGCCAAUCGGGCCCGGGUUUGAGGGGCCGCGGUGUUGACAAGCGGUCCUGUGUGACUCCGGGCCGGGUCCGAGGGCCCAUGAGUUUCACCAGCCUCCCGGGUGACUCGGGCCCGGGUCCGAGGGCCCUCCGUGAUGACCAGCUGUUCGGAGCGAUUCGGGCCUGGGUCCGAGGGCCCGCGGUGUCGACCGGCUCUCCCGUGCGACUCGCACCCGUGCCCAAGGGCCCGCGGGGUCGACAAGCAGUCUUUGGAGACUCCGGGCCAGGUCCGAGGUCCGCGUGCCGGCGGGGUCAACCAGAUGACACGGGCGACUCGGGCCCGGACCUGAGAGCCUGCGGGGUCGACCAGCUGUCCCGGGCGAAUCGUGCCCGGGUCCGCGCCCGUGCCCGAGGGCCUACGGUGUCCUCCAGCUGUCCCGGGGACUCGGACCAUGCCCGAGGGCCCGCAGGGUCGACAGUCGUGGGCGACUCUGGGCCAGGUCCGAAGUCCAACGGGUUCCACCAGCUGUCCCGGGUGACCAAGGACUGGAUCCGACGGCCCUCGGUGUCCACCUGCUGUCUAGGGCACUCGGGCCCGGGUCCAAGGGCCCGCGGGAUCGGCCAGCUCUCUCGGGCGAAUCGUGCCCGGGUCCGCGUGCCAGCGGGGUUGACCAGAUUUCACGGGCGAUUCGGGCCCGGGCCUGAGGGCCUGCGGGGUCGACCAGCUGUCCUGGGCGACGCCGGCCUGGCUCCGAAGGCCCGCGGGGUCGACCCGCUGUCCCGGGUAACUCGGGCCCAGGAGCGAGGGCCCGCGGUGUUCUCCAUCCCUCCCGGGCGAAUGGCGCUCGUGUCUGUGACCCGCGCCCAUGCCCGAAGCCCCGCGGUGUCAACCAGAUGUCCCGGGCGACUUCGGCCAGGCUCCAAGUGCCUGCGGGCUCGACCCGCGGUCCCAGACUCCGGCUCGGCUCCGAUGCCUGCGGGGUCCCAGCUGUCCGGGCCCCCUGUGCUUGAGUCCGAGGGCCCGCGGUGUCGACCAGUUUUACCGGGCCAAUCGGGCCCGGGUUUGAGGGGCCGCGGUGUUGACAAGCGGUCCUGUGUGACUCCGGGCCGGGUCCGAGGGCCCAUGAGUUUCACCAGCCUCCCGGGUGACUCGGGCCCGGGUCCGAGGGCCCUCCGUGAUGACCAGCUGUUCGGAGCGAUUCGGGCCUGGGUCCGAGGGCCCGCGGUGUCGACCGGCUCUCCCGUGCGACUCGCACCCGUGCCCAAGGGCCCGCGGGGUCGACAAGCAGUCUUUGGAGACUCCGGGCCAGGUCCGAGGUCCGCGUGCCGGCGGGGUCAACCAGAUGACACGGGCGACUCGGGCCCGGACCUGAGAGCCUGCGGGGUCGACCAGCUGUCCCGGGCGAAUCGUGCCCGGGUCCGCGCCCGUGCCCGAGGGCCUACGGUGUCCUCCAGCUGUCCCGGGGACUCGGACCAUGCCCGAGGGCCCGCAGGGUCGACAGUCGUGGGCGACUCUGGGCCAGGUCCGAAGUCCAACGGGUUCCACCAGCUGUCCCGGGUGACCAAGGACUGGAUCCGACGGCCCUCGGUGUCCACCUGCUGUCUAGGGCACUCGGGCCCGGGUCCAAGGGCCCGCGGGAUCGGCCAGCUCUCUCGGGCGAAUCGUGCCAGGGUCCGCGUGCCAGCGGGGUUGACCAGAUUUCACGGGCGAUUCGGGCCCGGGCCUGAGGGCCUGCGGGGUCGACCAGCUGUCCUGGGCGACGCCGGCCUGGCUCCGAAGGCCUGCGGGGUCGACCAGCUGUCCCGGCUAACUCGGGCCCAGGCCCCCGGGCCCGCGCGGCCCGUGCCCGAUGUCGCCCGGGGUCAACCCGCGGUCCCGGGCCUCUCACGCCCGGUUCGAGGGAUGGCGGGGUCGAUCUCCGGUCCCGGGCGACUCGGUCCGGGGCCCGAGGGCCCGCAAGCCCCGCGGUGUCAACCAGAUGUCCCGGGCGACUUCGGCCAGGCUCCAAGUGCCUGCGGGCUCGACCCGCGGUCCCAGACUCCGGCUCGGCUCCGAUGCCUGCGGGGUCCCAGCUGUCCGGGCCCCCUGUGCUUGAGUCCGAGGGCCCGCGGUGUCGACCAGUUUUACCGGGCCAAUCGGGCCCGGGUUUGA
Sus scrofa (pig) is the source of this 2463-nucleotide messenger RNA. The record is from RefSeq and is a predicted model, not a curated record. Lineage: Eukaryota; Metazoa; Chordata; Mammalia; Artiodactyla; Suidae.